This is a messenger RNA of Triticum dicoccoides, 714 nucleotides long. Its product is annotated as B-box zinc finger protein 32-like. Bases 1 to 615 code for a protein of 204 amino acids. The record is from RefSeq and is a predicted model, not a curated record. Gene Ontology annotation, molecular function: zinc ion binding. The transcript has a single exon. Lineage: Eukaryota; Viridiplantae; Streptophyta; Magnoliopsida; Poales; Poaceae.
AUGUGUACCACCGCGAGGGCGCGCUGCGAGCUGUGCGGCGCGGGAGCGGACGUGCGCUGCGAGGCCGACGCGGCGUUCCUCUGCGCGGCGUGCGACGCGGAGGUGCACGGCGCCAACUUCCUCGCGUUCCGCCACCGCCGCACGCGCGUCUCGCCGCCCGGCCCCGCGGACGCCCUGUCCCGGACGUCCACGGCCGAGUCCGCGGCGCCGCCGGCCAAGGGCCAGAAGCCACUUGCGCGGGGCGACGCGGUGCUCGAGGGCUGGGCCAGGCGGAUGGGCCUCGAGGCGGUGGCGGCGCGUCGGCAUGCCGCGGCGGCCGGCCGCGCGCUCCGGGCCCAGGUCGCCGCGGGGCCGCCACGCGUGCCGCUGCGCGUCGCGAUGGCGGCCGUGCUGUGGUGGGAGGUGGCAGCUCACGGUGGCGUCGACGAGCCCGGCGUCGCGCUCCGGCGCCUGGAGGCCUGCGCGCACGUGCCGGCGAGGCUGCUCAUGGCGGUGGAGUCGUGCAUGGUGCGCGGCCGCGGCAAGAAGCGGACGGCCGCGGAGGGCUGGGGCGAGUGCUCACCACCCCACACAAGAGACAAGACAAGACACCAUCUUCUCCAAGACAUGGCAUGACUCGUUCGCUUAGGCAUAUUUUUUCUGUAAAUAUAAGUUAAGUGUAAAGGUUGAUCAAAUCUUAAGGUCACGCCUGUCGUUGGCCUUUUCGGAAAAAGA